Messenger RNA from Lucilia sericata (common green bottle fly), 3883 nucleotides. It is a transcript of the gene Set8, whose product is annotated as histone-lysine N-methyltransferase PR-Set7. The record is from RefSeq and is a predicted model, not a curated record. The coding region runs from base 718 to 3066 and encodes 782 amino acids. The transcript has 3 exons. NCBI's taxonomy places the organism in Eukaryota, Metazoa, Arthropoda, Insecta, Diptera, Calliphoridae. Gene Ontology annotation, molecular function: protein binding; histone H4K20 methyltransferase activity.
CAACAACAAACAACGAAAAGAAGCACAAGUAAAAUAAAAUCAGAAAAUUUACUUCAAAGAAAAAAUGUAGUUAUAAAAACGGCGCGGAAAUUUUACAAUAAAACUCAACAAAAUAAUUGAAAUUUAUAUACCAAUUAAAUUGCCUUAACGUUUUUUACAAAUAUUUUAUAAAUUAAAAGUUGCUACAACCGUUUAGCCGGAGUUUACAUCGAUAGAAAAAAUUACCUUCAAAACAGAAGAUUUUUUUCUCCGUUCAUAUAUAUUCCUCUUCUGCAGCUACUACUACAGUUUUUUUGACACGGGUAUGUUACGAUUGGUGCGGUUAGAUGCGAGGCAGAUUAAAGAGGAAACCCGGUGGCUGAGAGACGUGACCAAACGCAUUGUAUCUUAAAAAUAAAAAAAGUUGAAAGGCCAAAUCACAGACAAUUAUAUAGUGGCUCAUCAUAAGUCCUACGCAAGUGUCGGCCAUUAUUAUUAAAAACAAAAGAAAAACUGCAGAACCGAACAAUAAAUACAUGAAGUGUGAAAAUUCAACAAGCGGCACCAUAUCCCCCAUUUAAUGAAUUAAAUGAUAAAAUUUUGUACAUUUAUCUGGAUUUAAUCAAAACGCGUGUUGUUUUGCUGACCAGUUGACUGAUUUUGACUGCCUUAAUAAUUGUGUGUAUGUGAGUGUCUAUUUGUUUUGUCUUUAAUUUGUCCUCUUUAAAGUCACAAAAAAUGGUGCGUCGACGAACGCGCGCUACUGUGGCUCCCAAAGCAGCGGUCAAUAGUGUGUUGGAGAAUGGAUCAGCAGUUGCCUUGACAAACGCCCAACUACUUGAAGAUCAAUAUUUUGCAAGUCCCAAGAGAAAAGACUGUAAAGUUGAAGAGAAUUCCUCCAGUAAUGAUGGUUUUGUUAGUGGUGCUAGCGAAGAUGACGGAUUAGUAAAACCCAAAAUGAAAUCACCAAGUCCUAAUAAAAUGAAGGGUGAACGUGGCGCUAUAAAUGGCAAGACUAUUGGUGUUCCAUUGGCAACGCGCUCACAAACACGCACCAUAGAGAACUUUUUUAAAGCUAAUGCAGCUGCCAAACAACAUAAUAAAUCAAACAAAUAUUCACCAGAACCUCAAAAGAUUAUACAACCCACAUUGUCUGCCUCUGUAACACCACCACAAAUGGUUAAUUACAACGCAAUCAUCACACAGCAACAACAACACCAACACCAACAAAACGGACAUGAUCAUCAUAACGAUCACGGUGAUCAGCAAGAACAAUUGUAUCAACAGCAAUUGCAAAACCAACAUCAUCAACAACAUCAACCAAUUAUAAAUCGUCGCAGUCUCGACAAUGUUAUUGUUCCACAAGAAUUCAUAUUUGACCUUAGCGAAGACACCAAUGACAGUGAGCGCACCGAUAUAUCCGAUGAGACACCAGUUGAACAAGUCCAGGAGACUUUAUUAAUGACAAAUGGUUUUGAUUUUACCAAUCAUCGUUCGUCACAACGGGCUGACAGUCAUUCAUCUUCACACAGUAGUUCAAAUACAAGUGCCACCGAAAAUAUAUUCUUACAGGAGCCGGUUCUAACACUCAAUGUUGACAAGUCCCCAAAUCAAGCAUCUUCAAUAAAAAUAAAUAAAACUCUGGAAGUUGAGCCGAAAUUUUCUUCACCCACUUCAUUAAAUGCCUCGGUUUUGCACGGACGUUUCAAUCAAAUUGUUUCCCUAAACGCUUCCCCCUCGAAGAGAGACUCGUUUGGCUACGAAAAGAAACCUAUAGAAAUGUUAAAUGGUCAUGAUUAUGCUCUAAUGAUGUUGCCUGAAAAUGACAAUAGUUCCUGUGAUAGUGGUGUGGCGUUUACAAGUACUACUGCUGCCUCAUUGGAUGACUCAGUACAAGCUUCCCCAGCACCGGGCGUGGCACAAGGAAAUCGUAGACGCAAGCCAGCCACUCCACAUCGUAUUGUUUGUUGUUCGCCGAUUAAAGCUCCGCCUCGUGUAGUUUCUCCGGCCGGUUCUCCUUCCACAAGAAAAAUGGCCUCAGCUCUUUCUCCUCGCAAGUCUCAAAGACAUUUGACUACAUCAACUGUUGCCGCUGCUACGACGGGGGGUGGUAUCAUAACUACCGCUGCCGCUUGUAAAACAAGAAGAAGACUGAAUCCAAGUCCUUCUCAGGCUACAAAAGAACACCAGCUUCCGCAACAGCAGACACAAUCCAAUCAGGAAGAUAAACACUAUGUUCAUGAACACGAUGAUGACGAAGACCCUGUCGUAGUUUUGGUCAAUGAUGACGAGGAUGAUAUUGAUGACCAUGAUCAGGAAUGUGAAAAUAUGGCUACAAACAUUUCUGCGCCGGACAACAAAUCUAACCCUCACAUACUGAACGGCAUGUCAAAGUCAAUUUUAAAUUCAGCUAAACAUCCAACUAAUCAACAAAAUGCUACAAACAAUCGAGGAGGGAAACAAAAAAGCCAACAAAGCAAAACAAAAUACACAGUUCAGAGGCCUCAACAUGCACCUCUCAAACAUCAAGCUCCCCAACCUUUGGCUGCUACUAAUGGAAAUCGUGAAAUCAACGAUUUCUUCCCCGUUCGCAGAAGUGUACGCAAGACAAAGACUGCCGUUAAAGAAGAAAUGAUGCGCAAUCUGGAACAGGCCAUUCUAGAGGAACGGUCAGAGGGCCUAAAAAUUGCACACUUCGAGGGCAAAGGACGUGGAAUAAUAGCCGAACGACGCUUUCAACGUGGUGAAUUUGUCAUCGAGUAUGUGGGCGAUUUGAUCUCCACCACAGAGGCUGCCGAACGUGAAAAACGUUACGCUUUAGAUGAAAAUGCCGGCUGUUACAUGUACUAUUUUAAACAUAAGAAUCAGCAGUAUUGCAUAGAUGCCACCGAGGACACCGGGAAACUGGGACGCUUAGUUAAUCAUUCACGCAAUGGCAACUUGAUGACCAAAGUUGUGGUGGUUAAACAAAAACCUCAUUUAGUUUUAAUAGCCAAAGAUGACAUUGAGGCCGGCGAAGAACUGUGCUAUGAUUAUGGCGAUCGCUCCAAGGAAUCACUUUUACACCAUCCUUGGUUGGCUUUUUAGAAUUAGAUGAUUAUUGUUAACAGAUUUUGUACACUAGGAAAGAAAACAAAACAAUAAACACCCUGCCUGACACAUCCCCACACUCUUCAACUCUCUUUCUCCUACAUACACACUCUAACACACACCCAAAACACGCUCACUUAUUAUGAAGUUCUAAGAACUUGAAAAUCAAACAAGAAAAGCCUACUUCAAUCACAACGCAUUCAUUAUUAUCUUGUUCUCAAACACCACACCACAGACUUUUGCUUUUAAGUUAAAUCUCUAUUAUUUGAAAUAACUCUUUCUUUUAAGAAUUUAAGAACAAUUUAAUAAGAGUUUAAUCUCUCCAACCUCGUCAAAACACUGGACAAAAUAGGAGACUUAAAUUUUACGACUUAAGCUAGACAAACUUCAAUACAAAUUCCAUGAGCAAUAAUUGACAUACAAGAAUCUCUUGAUUUGUGUAAUCAAUGCAAAAUUCAAUUCCACCUUAAUAACAUUGAUUUCUAAAUUGUAUGUUCAAAACAGAAAUUUGAGAUACUUAUAGAUGCGCUCAACACAUUUACUAUAUGCUAGAUAUAAAAUUGCUUCUCAUUAUCAGAAACAUUAAACAAUUUGAAUUCAAUUUCGAAUCCAUACAUGCGACUGACUGACUGACAUUCAUACAUACAGUCUUCUUGUUACAGGACCUAAAAAAACUACAAUUCUAGGACUUUUUAGUAGAAUUGAAUAAAUUAUUUAAUUAAUGAUAAAUGAAUGAUGGUUCUCUUAUAAGAUGCCUACGCCUAAAAAAAAAAAAAAAAAAAAAAAUUAUAGAAAAAAUAACAAGAACAACAAA